Messenger RNA from Onychostoma macrolepis, 7681 nucleotides. RefSeq names its product DAB2 interacting protein a (gene dab2ipa). The record is from RefSeq and is a predicted model, not a curated record. Bases 411 to 4178 code for a protein of 1255 amino acids. NCBI's taxonomy places the organism in Eukaryota, Metazoa, Chordata, Actinopteri, Cypriniformes, Cyprinidae. The transcript is spliced from 18 exons. Gene Ontology annotation, biological process: regulation of GTPase activity.
AAUAUAAUCAUUGUGUAAUUUGUUGUUCUCCAGAAUUCAGUACGAACCUGCCAAUUUUAAAACAUCUGUCCAAAUGAAAGUCCCUUGUGUUUUUCAGGCUAGGUUCUUUUUUUUUAAAGAGAGAGAGAGUUUUGUGUUUGUGGACAGAUUAGUUGCUUUCUUCGCAGAGAGUUUAAUCCGUUAAUUUAAUUAAGGUAUUACAUUACGUGUCUCGCCGUGUCCCCUUCACUCUCAGUAACCCGCACGCGCGUCUCAAAAAAGCGGGUCAACAUUCUGCACGCGCAAACCAUCGUCAUUCCUUUUACAUUAUCCAAAAGUUAAUUUUGAUUCCACAUUUAAUCAUUAUGAGGCGUCCAUCAGGUGCUCAAAUGUCCUGAAGCGUUGAAUGUUUAAAAUUGCACGCCGACAACAUGUUUAGUGGUCCUACCACCAUGUCAACAUACAUCACCCGCUGUCAGCACCAGGGCUGGAUGAGGGUCACCGAUAUGAAAGGUUCAUCAAUUCACUGGAUAUCUUGUGGAAAACCACUUUCGGAACCAAUCGGAUGGCAGGUCAAAUUUUGCUUGGUUGCAGAAUGUCAACUAGUCCUCCUGGACAAGAGAGAGAUCAGUCCAAUGCUGUUCCGAGAGCGCCGUGCUGAAUCAUGCACUGUAUGGCUCCUGCGACGCAGCACCAGCAUUCCUGAGGGAGUUCAGCUCUGUAAAAACCAGAGCACCCAAACCAGAAAUGCCAAGUCUCUCACUGACAGGGUGGGCCGGCGGCGCAGUAUGCCUGGCAGUACGGUGGACAAAACGGUGAUCGCUAUGGAUGCAGACACGUCAACACCUUUUAAAGUCACGGGCUUCCUGAGCCGCAGACUGAAGGGUUCCAUCAAACGCACCAAAAGCCAGCCGAAGCUCGACCGCCACAGCAGCUUCAGGAACAUCUUACCGGGCUUCAAGAGCGCGGAGAAUGACAGUAGAUCCCAUCUGAUGCCGAGGCUGAAGGAAUCGCGGUCUCACGAGUCGUUGCUCAGCCCCAGCAGUGCAGUAGAAGCUCUAGAUCUCAGUAUGGAGGAGGAAGUGCUCAUCAAACCUGUGCACAGCAGCAUCCUGGGACAGGAUUUCUGCUUUGAGGUAACUACUUCAACAGGAAGCAAAUGCUUCUCAUGUCGGUCGGCUGCCGAGAGAGACAAAUGGAUGGAGAAUUUGAGACGUGCUGUGCAUCCCAACAAGGAUAACACCCGUCGGGUGGAAAACAUGCUGAAAUGUUGGAUUAUCGAAGCCAAGGACUUGCCAGCAAAGAAAAAAUACUUCUGUGAACUUUGUCUGGAUGACACGUUAUAUGCACGGACUACCUGCAAACUCAAAACGGACAAUGUUUUCUGGGGUGAACACUUUGAGUUCAACAACCUGCCCUCAGUUAAGAGCAUCACCGUGCAUCUUUACAAAGAAACGGACAAAAAGAAAAAGAAGGACAAAAAUAACUACGUGGGCCUGGUCAGUAUCCCUAUAGCGGCAGUCACCGGGCGGCAGUUUGUGGAAAAAUGGUAUUCCGUGAGCACGCCGAAUCCCAACAAAGGAAAGAGUCCAGGACCCAUGGUCCGAAUGAAAUCCCGAUAUCAGAGCAUGAGCAUCCUCCCCAUGGAGCUGUACAAGGAAUUCGCAGAGUAUAUUACUAACAAUUAUAUGCUAAUGUGCUCGUUGCUGGAGCCAGCGCUAAGUGUGAAGAACAAGGAGGAGAUGGCUUCUGCACUUGUCCAUAUCUUACAGAGCACAGGCAAGGCCAAGGACUUUCUGACAGAUCUGAUGAUGUCUGAGGUGGAUCGGUGCGGAGACAAUGAGCAUCUCAUAUUCCGUGAGAACACACUGGCUACUAAAGCUAUAGAGGAGUACCUGAAACUAGUGGGACAGAAGUACCUUCAGGAUGCUUUAGGUGAGUUCAUCAAAGCCCUGUAUGAGUCAGACGAGAACUGCGAGGUGGAUCCGUCUAAGUGCUCCUCCAGUGACCUGCAUGAGCACCAGAGCAACCUCAAGAUGUGCUGUGAGCUGGCUUUCUGCAAGAUCAUCAAUUCUUACUGCGUGUUUCCUCGGGAGCUCAAGGAAGUGUUUGCAUCCUGGAGGCAGGAGUGCAGCAACCGAGGACGACCGGACAUCAGCGAACGCCUGAUCAGCGCAUCUCUUUUCCUGCGCUUCCUGUGUCCUGCGAUCAUGUCACCCUCACUCUUCAGCCUCAUGCAGGAAUAUCCAGACGACCGCACUGCCCGAACACUUACACUUAUCGCCAAAGUGACACAAAACCUCGCCAACUUCACCAAGUUUGGCAGUAAGGAGGAGUACAUGUCCUUCAUGAAUCAAUUCUUGGAGCAUGAAUGGACCAACAUGCAGCGCUUCCUGCUGGAGAUCUCCAACCCGGAGACCAUCUCAAACACAGCAGGCUUCGAGGGUUAUGUUGACCUGGGCCGUGAACUCUCCACUCUCCAUUCUCUCCUGUCAGAAGCCGUUUCACAACUCGAUCAGAGUACUAUCACUAAGCUGGGUCCUUUAGCACGGAUCCUGCGGGAUGUGAAUUCGGCCCUGACAAACCCCACCGGAGCCCCCAUGUCGUCUCCCACCGAGCGUGUGGGCUCCCCCACUCUACCCAGCAGCAGCCUGUCUACCGGUCUGCAGAAAAUGGUCAUGGACAGUGAGAUCACAGGGUUGGUGGAUUUCACUCGGCUGCCCUCACCGACCCCCGAAAACAAGGAUCUGUUUUUCGUAACGAAGAAUUCUGUGAUCCAACCGUCACCUGCCCGCAGCUCCAGUUACUCGGAGGCCAACGAGCCAGAUGUUCAGAUCCCCAACGGCAGCAAGAGCUUGUCAAUGGUGGACCUGCAGGACAGUCGUUCCCUCGAGAGCGCUCCCAACACCUCCUUCAGCGACCCCAUCAAUGACAUCCAGACCUCCGUGGGCCAGGGCACAGGAGUGUGGACCACCCGCACCGCUAAGGGCAACACGCCCAGCGGUCCGACCCUGAGGAGGGCAGGUCAGACCCCCACCACACCGAGCACAGAAACUGCCCCGGGGAGGUCCCAGCUGCUUGCCCCGCUCUCGUUCCAGAACCCCGUGUACCAGAUGGCCGCCGGAUUGCCCCGUGCAGUGGCCGAUUCAGGAUCUGAAUGCCAGAGCUCCAUCAGCUCCCAGAGUAACGCAGAGGAAGCAGCUACUGCGGGGUCAAAGCACCCAUUCCUGAGCCAGUCCAGCACGGGGGCCAGCGGCGGAGGGGGCAGCAGCGGGGACGAGUUCAUUCGGUGUUCUGGAGAGUUCACCCGCAGACAGUUGUCCCUCACGGAGCCCCAACACCAAGCCAACGUUCCACGCCAGAACAGCGCGGGGCCGCAGCGUCGGAUAGAUCAGCCGCCUCCAGCCGUCACAAGGGGCCGCACUCCGCCCAACAUGCUCAACACCGCACCGUACCCCCGCCCUUCCAGUGGAAGUAUGAUGUCAUCAUCUCCUGACUGGCCAAGCAGCGGCACCAGACUGAGGCAGCAGUCAUCGUCCUCCAAAGGGGACAGUCCAGAAUCCAAGCAGCGCACCCUACACAAGCAAGCUCCAUCUCCUGUGAAUCCCAAUGCAUUGGACCGCACUGCUGCGUGGCUGCUGAAUAUGAAUGUGCAAUAUUUGGAGCAGGAGGGAAUUGACCCAGAUUCGAAACACCGGGAGGACUUUCCAAACAAGGAAGAUCUCACACCAACUGAAAAGUAUCAGCAGGAGAUUGCUGUCCUGCAGGAGAAGCUGCGUAUUUCUGCUAAGAAGCUGGAGGAGUAUGAAUCUCGCAUGAAGAGCCAGGACGACCAAACCCAGAAGAUGCUCCUGGAGUACCAGGCCCGGCUUGAGGACACGGAGGAGAGAUUACGCAAGCAGCAGGAUGAGAAAGAACACCAGAUGAAGAGCAUCAUCACCAGGUUGAUGUCAGUUGAAGAAGAGCUGAAGAAAGAUCACGCAGACAUGCAGGCAAUUGUAGACUCCAAACAGAAAAUCAUCGAAGCCCAGGAGAAGAGAAUCGCAUCCCUGGACGCCGCAAACGCCCGGCUAAUGAGCGCUCUGUCUCAGCUGAAGGAUCGUUACAGCAUGCAAACGAGGAACGGCAUCUCUCCCACCAACCCUACCAAGCUGCAGAUCACGGAAAACGGUGAAUUUCGGAACAGCAGCAACUGCUAGCAUGGACACAAACACACAACACAGGCCUAAGGGUCUAGUGAUGGACAAGGGCUAAGGGUAACUCUCUUACAGUACGGCGGGGUUCAAUUGACUUCACAAAGUCCCUAGUACUGGGUCGAAAAUAACUCUUUGGAACGAAUCGGAUAGAGUUGCACAAUGUUGUUUUUUUUCACUCAGUAUAUAAAGGCUAAUGUGUCUUUUUGAAUCCUUUUAGAUUAUUAGCUACGCAAAUUCAUUCAUAGCCCUUGUCACGAGAGCCGCUCGGUCACCGAUGUAAGCCGUGACCAGAUUCUGUAUCAUCUCUAGAUUUGAACUGUGCAUAUACACCUUUUGAUUGGACUUGGCAUGAUAAUAAUGUAAUUAUUUGUUGAAACUCUAUUUUCCGCUUUCUUUUUAUUGUGCACAUUUCAUGUAAACAUCCUUUUCUUGCCGUUUUUGUCGCUUGCGUCACUCCAGGGCAGCAGUAGCACAAACGGCUUGCUUUUUUUGUAAGGUUAAAGAGAGGACUGUAAAAACAUCGCAUUUUGUUGCAUACUUUUUUUGUAUGUGCAUAACAUUUUAGUCUGUACAGAGGCGAUGCGCCUCAUUAAUGUAUAUAGUUUUUUAUGGGCUUUUCAGAGAAAAGAGGUUUUUUUUUUUUGGUACAGUGUGUAUUUCGUGUGCUGAGGUCUGCUGUACUUUAUUUAGAAGCAAAACAAAACAAAACAAAACAAUGUAAGCUCUGAUUGUAUAUUCAGGUGCUGCUUUUAGACAGGGAAAAGACGACUACACACUUUAACCCCUCUGCUAUCAACGCCGUGGAUAGAAACAUCCUCAUACUGCUUGCUAUUGGCCAGUAUUAGACACAGUUUCCAACAUCGUACCUACAGUACAAUCGGUGUGUGUCCCCUACGAUGUCUUUCUUCCACUCUAUGCACUUUCUAUAGCAUUAGAAUGGACCCUUUAACCAAAACCUGCUUCUGUGGACUUGUUAUAAAGGCUAUUCAGAGCAGCAAGUACAAAGCAUAUAGCAUUCGGCACUUGAGUUGAUGUGUGAAGGGUACGUGGCUGGUUUUUUACUUAAAGCUUGUGAUGUUUUCUGCUCUUCAGAUGCAGUUUGCGUCAAACGAGUAGCACGGCAAUAGUUGCAUCAACCCUGCUGCUGACAGACCCUUUGCUCCGGUAUCAGGCGAACCUGUUUUAGCUUCACCGAACUUUAUUCAAAUCAGGUUCAUGGAGAACAGUUUGAAGACUGUCAGUGUUUCUUAAUGUAUAAAUAUUCACAUCAGUUUAUUUGGGACAAUAAUUUUGGAAAAACUGAAAGGGCAAACCACUUUGUGUAUAAACAUCAUAUCAGACAUCUCCAUUUUUUAGUAUUCUGUUUUUCGCUAGAUUUUUUUUUUUUUCAUCAUACAAGCUCGAGAGAAAGUAUGCUCUGUUUAACUGUGUUUUUUUGGAAUAGCUUUUUUAAUUUAAGUUUUAAAUUAUGUUUAGUUAAUUUAUUUAUUCAACUAUAUUUGUUGUUUUAACCCCAAAAUUACCCAAGAGUACUUGUUGAAGUUUGAAUGCUGAGUGUGAACAGAACAGAAGUUGAGCUCAUCUUUUCCAUAUUCAUAGUUUUGACGUGACGUGACAGCCCUACAGGAACGCACAGCUUUCUGCCACUGACCGCAAGUUAUUUUUAUGAGGUUUGUAUUAAGUAGUAAUACAGUAAGACACUAUAUUACUAUAUUAUUAAGGCCAAAUUCAGUAUACGCUUUAUUAAUGAUACAUACGUUGUACAGGCAGAUGAACCCAGAAUAUAAACACAGUGUGCAAAGUUUCACAUGAAAUUUUUUCCAUAGAAAUCCAUUAUAAAGAAAACACGCAUUGCAUUCUGGGAUCAUCUGCUUGCCUAUACAAAAUAUGAACAGUAUCAUCAAUAGUGUUAUCAUCAAUAGUGUAUACUGUCUUUGAUAUUUACAUAUCACUCUUUUAAUACAUUAAGGUACUUUUCACAUUAAACAUUUUUGAGCGUCCCAAUGUUUUUAGUGAUUGAAAUAUUGCGGUAAAUAGCCAAAACUUGCAUUUUUUUCCCACAUAUCUUUGAUUUUUUUUUUUUUUUUUUGAGAGGUAAUUAAAUAUUUGUGGCUUGGAAAUGGAUGGAAAAUUGACAGGCUUGUGCUGCAGUUCCAUGGAUGUUUUGUCACGUGACUGAAAACUAUGAAUUGUGACAUAUAUCCGGGUGAAAUGGCCUCUUGAACGAGAAAAAAUGUUCAUUUUGUUGAUGGGGAAUUGAGUGGAUUGUUGGAUUGUUUGCUAAAUGCUGUGACCACAUUUGAGAAGAGAAGAGAUGUCGUUGCAAGGGGAGAUCACAUGAGGAUGCACGAAUUCCAAAAAAUAUAUAAUAAUAAUAAUAAUAAUAAUGAAUCAUUUAUAGUAAACACUGCAAUAUUCCAUAAAAAAUAAGAAUUGACCAUUUUGGUUUCAUGGUGACUUUUUUUUUUCCAGAUGUUACAAUACCACUGGUGUGAGGUUAAAGGCAGGACUGUCUUUUCAUUCAAACAGUUGGGUUCGAGAAACCUGUCUGAAAACAUUCAUUGUUUUUGCAGUUGCAGAUGUUUAGGCUAGUGAUGCAGAAAUUACAUACUUUACUUUUAAGACUUAAGGUGAGGUCUCAUUAACCACUGUUCACAGGCAAAAUCCAUUAAUUACAAAAGCAAUCAGCAAUUUUUUUGCAACGGGUUCAGGUUGAUCAUGUGAAUUCGCCAACGCUGACCAACAGAAAGCUGCUUGGUUUGAAAGUGACUUCUGUGUGAGUUAGGCUUCAUGGAUCACUACAUUACUCAGAAUAAACAAAGGACCUUUGUUGCCUGUGAACUUUUGCAGAAAUUCCAAUAAUGUGACCACAUCUUUAUACUAACCUGUUUAAAUACAGAGAAAUUGAAAACAAGCAAACAAAACAUGUCUGGACUUCCUGUAACACAAACUUUUGACGGCAAUAGUAUGGCACAUUAUAACACUUCAAUUUUUUUGGUUUUAACUCCCUUAAUAUGUUAUGUGAAAGUAAAAGGGCUGCUGUUUAGUAUCACCUAAUUUAAAGGAAGACAACUUUUUCCUGUUUGGCAUGACUAUAUAUCAAAAACCAUGUAAAAUCUCCACAGUGUUUUCUGCUUUACUUCUCCAUCUUUUGUAUGUAUGUUUCAGAGCUACGCUGACGGUUUUGCCACAUGUACAUACAUGAUCAGAAGACAUACCAAUAUAUGAGAAGUCAUUUGUGUUGAAGAAAAUGUUCAGUGCAAUUCAUGUACAAUUGCCUCUAGAAUUAUUAAAGUUUUAUUUAGCUAUUUCAAGGUUCUUACUUUAUUUGUUAGUUUACUGUACAGUCCAAGAAAAAUACUGUUGUUGAGAAAAAGAUAUAUUGUUUCACCUGUGUAAAAUUAAGUAAAUGCUAUGGACAGAAUGUAUAUAUCCAUGUAGAAUGCCAUUGUCAAGAUGGGUGCACUUCAGUGAGUGGCAUUCAAAAUAAAAGCAAAGUAUUUGUC